Galendromus occidentalis (western predatory mite) is the source of this 6465-nucleotide messenger RNA. It is a transcript of the gene Ca-alpha1T, whose product is annotated as Ca[2+]-channel protein alpha[[1]] subunit T. The transcript has 31 exons. The record is from RefSeq and is a predicted model, not a curated record. Gene Ontology annotation, molecular function: low voltage-gated calcium channel activity; voltage-gated sodium channel activity. Bases 34 to 6465 code for a protein of 2143 amino acids. NCBI's taxonomy places the organism in Eukaryota, Metazoa, Arthropoda, Arachnida, Mesostigmata, Phytoseiidae. Gene Ontology annotation, cellular component: voltage-gated sodium channel complex; plasma membrane; voltage-gated calcium channel complex. Gene Ontology annotation, biological process: calcium ion import; membrane depolarization during action potential; calcium ion transmembrane transport.
CUUCGAUCGAACACGUGGUUCGAGCGAGCUUCUAUGCUGGUCAUCUUGCUCAACUGCAUAACGCUCGGAAUGUAUCAACCGUGUGCCGACGAACUUUGUGUAAACACAAGAUGCCAAAUUUUACAGCUAUUCGAUCAUUUGAUCUUCGCCUUUUUCGCCGUGGAAAUGGCCGUGCGCAUAUUGGCAAUGGGAUUCGUUGGAGGUCGAAAUUCAUAUCUCUCAGAAACAUGGAACCGAUUAGAUUUUUUCAUCGUCGUCGCAGGAGCGAUCGAAUAUUGUUUGGACGUGGGCAAUAUGAACUUAUCUGCCAUCAGGACGAUUCGGGUGUUGCGACCGUUGCGAGCCAUCAACAGAAUCCCCAGCAUGAGAAUCCUGGUCAUGCUGCUCCUAGACACUCUGCCCAUGUUGGGCAACGUCCUGAUGUUGUGCUUUUUCGUGUUUUUCAUCUUCGGAAUCGUCGGCGUCCAAUUGUGGGCCGGACUGCUUCGCCAAAGGUGCUACCUUCCGACGACAUUUCCACUGAACGAGGAGCAGCUCUACGAAAAAUUUAAAGUGAAAAACUACUACACGAUUGGCCAAACCGAACACGAUAAGGAUUAUAUAUGUUCAACCGAAAACAACAACGGCAUCCAUCGAUGCGACAUGCUACCGCAAAGAAUAUUCGAAGAUGUACUCUGUAACGGCUCUCCGGCUCGGAGUUUGAACGACUCGUGGUGCAUUAAUUGGAAUCAGUACUACACGAACUGCUCCGCCGGCGAUCGCAAUCCGUUCCAAGGAGCCAUAUCGUUCGAUAACAUCGGACUAGCCUGGGUGGCUAUCUUCCUAGUAAUAAGCCUUGAGGGAUGGUCCGAUAUCAUGUACUAUGUCCAAGAUGCGCACUCCUUUUGGGACUGGAUCUACUUCGUCCUCUUGAUUGUCAUCGGUUCAUUUUUUAUGAUCAAUCUAUGUCUGGUUGUGAUAGCUACUCAAUUUUCGGAGACCAAGAAAAGAGAAAUGGAAAGAAUGCGCCAGGAACGAGAGCGAGCCGGCUCGAGUUCGACCCUCUCGAUGUCCGAAGGCGCAGACUGCUACACGCAGAUCAUCAAGUACCUGAACCACUUAGCCAGACGAACGAAGCGCGUCAUAAAGCGAUGGUAUCGAAGACGCCGGAGACAGCGAAAAAUCAAGAAGAAGCGAAAAGAAAAUGAACUGAAAGACAUCAACGAAGACCCCGAGGGCGAAGACCAGUCGCAUCUAGCCGACAAGCAUGGACAUCGGUGCCAUUCGGAAACACAAAAACUUGAGUCGAUCCUCCACAAAGAAGCCAACAUUGUAACCACAACUGCCACCACGACCUCAACCUACACCUCAACCCUUACACGCAAAGGUAGCCCCAAGGACUACGAGAAACGUUCUCCCGUAAAGGAUGACGCGAAUGCCAGUUCCCAGCACCUCCUGCUGUCGCAGUCCCGCAAUUGCACCUGUCCCUUUCCUUGCGGCGCCUGUUCACAGCAGAUGCAAGCGACGCCUCCUACCAAAUCGACUUCCACAGUGAUUCAAUUCAGUGUCAGCCGAUGCGGGGAUGCUCUGCCGAGCAUCUCGGCCACCGUAGAUAGCAGAGACUCCUCUCAGCAUCAGGAGCAGCAGCGUUUUCAGAAGGAAAGGCAGCAAAUCGGACCUGAGGUGGUUUUCGAUUUCGCCUGCCUUCCCCAGGAGGUGCAAGCCACCAGCAACAGCUGCACCCUCACCGAGCUUCAAUGCCUAGAUAGUGAUUCAGAGUCCCGAGCGCAAGUAGAGCCAUUUACCGCCGGUGGCGUUUGCGCCGUAGCCACGACCCAACCAGAACCGAGGUUAGAAACCACCGAGAGCACAGCACCACCGUUGCUAGACUCCAUCUACACCGCAGCCUCGAGUGUGCCCUGCCAGCCCGAAGCAGCACGUGCGACAGUGUUAGUUUCAAAGAGCACCUGCACAAGUACCAAUUCGACGAACGACGUCAUUUCGAUUGUCUCUAGUUGUCAAGCCGUGUCGAAUAAUAGUCGAUUGUUGUCAACGACGAGUCUCAAAGCAAACGUCGGCUCGACGUCGCCCUGUUCUGGCGAGAGCGAUCCGAACGACAAGCGCAUUACCCAGACUAAAUGUCCAUUACUAGAAGGAGAGCAGUCCACCACCUUCACUAGCGAAAGUCAUACACCUGAACAGUCACCACCAUCACCUACGUCACAACCUGUACCACAGCAACCGCAGCAGCAGCAGCAAUAUAUACUAUCACAGCCACCGACACCGUCGCAGCAGCGAGCGUCGAUCGUCAUACCGCCACCAGCCGGACCUCCGUCCACCUGCGACGGUACUUCCACAUCCAUCAAUACACCUGCAGAAUCGAUGGCAGGAUCGAAAGCAGCACCACAAAGCAGUUCACUCCUGUACAGAGAAGACGUUGAUGUUUCGAGUGACGUUCAACUCCAGCAUCUCGCAACAACUAAUUCUCCAACCUCCGCUACAAGUACGGCGACUUCCACAGCAGGCUCGAUCCCAUGCUCAACAGCCGUAGUAGUAUCGGAGAUCCAUCAUCGCAUCCACUAUCAGCGAGAACAGCCACAACAACACCGUAACCAAGUACUUAGGGCAGCGGAUUCUGGCGUCGAACUGGAGCUCGAUCAUCAUAUCGGCCCGCCAUCGCUCGAAGAUGAUACGGCCUACCUUUGUCUCGGCAUCGGCGGAUCUCCAACGCCGCUCGCGAUCGAGAUCGCUGCCCACCCUCCACAAGGUCUUAAAGACAUCAACGUCUUCAACGAAGGUGACGACGAUACCUUGGAUUCUUGUUCGACGUGCUCGUCUUGCAGUUCUGAAUGCGACUGCUCUGACGAAGAGUGUGAUGAACGAAGGAGACGUCGACGCAAGAAAAACAGAAAACCAGGGAAGUUCGCACAGGCCUGCUCGCGUUUCAGGACCAACAUAAAAAUUCUCGUCGAUCAUCCAAGGUUUCAGCGUGGAAUUUUAGCAGCGAUUCUGGUGAAUACUCUCUCGAUGGGCAUUGAGUACCAUCAACAGCCAGCUGAACUCACUCUGGCUGUGGAAUUGUCGAAUAUCCUGUUCACGGCCGUUUUCGGCCUCGAGAUGGUCCUCAAGAUUCUCGCGGAGGGCUUCGGGAAAUACAUUCAAUCAGGUUUCAAUGUCUUCGAUGGCGUGAUCGUCGUCUUAUCGUCCGCCGAAUUGCUCAACCAAUCAGAAGGCUCCGGGCUCUCCGUGUUGAGGACCUUUCGUCUUCUCAGGAUACUGAAACUAGUCAGAUUUAUGCCAGCAUUGCGACGCCAGUUGUUCAUUAUGCUAAGAACUAUGGAUAACGUGGCCGUCUUCUUUGCGCUUCUAAUGCUGUUCAUAUUCAUAUUCAGCAUCCUGGGAAUGAAUUUAUUCGGUGGAAAAUUCUGUACGGUCGACGCUCUGACUGGCCAGCGCAUCUGUGAUAGAAAAAAUUUUGACACGUUACUGUGGGCGCUCGUCACCGUGUUCCAGAUCCUCACUCAAGAAGACUGGAAUAUCGUGCUUUUCAACGGAAUGGAGAAAACGAGCCCGUGGGCUGCGCUGUACUUCGUCGCCUUGAUGACGUUCGGCAAUUAUGUUCUCUUCAACCUACUCGUCGCUAUCCUAGUCGAAGGCUUCGCCGCCGAAGGUGAACGCAAAAGGACUAUGGAAGCGUUGGCGAAUGCCGAAAAUCAACAGAAACUCAUCGAGGAAACCAACAUCGACACCAAAAUUCUCGAGGAAGAGGAAAUGCAGAAAAACAAUAUCUAUCGGGACCGUCGUUUGCAAUGUCCCAUCAUAACGAGAACGGCAGCCACGCCUCAGGGCAGCCCCAACACCACCUGUGUCGAACUGCCUCUUAUGACGCUUACGACCGAAUCCAUUGACUCCAUCGACCGGAGCUUAAACGCAGAUCUCGAGGGCGGCAUUGGAGGACAGGACAUCCACAUGAAGGUCAUUGGAAACACGGGAAAGGUAAUUGCUUUCACUCAGCCGCCUCAACUUCCCGAUACUCCGUUGCCAAAGCUCUUCGGAUUAUUCGAGCCUCGGUGGUGUUUUCGCAACAAAGAAGACUACGCGCUGUUCAUGUUUUCACCCACGAACAGCAUUCGAGUUCUUUGUACGAAAUUCUCGGACUCUAAGUCUUUCGACUACGCAAUACUGGUAUUCAUCGCUGCUAAUUGUAUAACGUUGGCCAUGGAACGACCCAACAUACCACCAGGGAGUCUGGAAAGGCAUAUACUUGCGGCGGCGAACUACACCUUCACCGUCGUAUUCGCCUUCGAAAUGCUCGUCAAGGUCAUCGCUAAAGGAUUGUGGUACGGUCCACACGCUUACCUGAAAAGCGGGUGGAACAAAAUGGAUGGGAUGCUCGUUUCCAUAUCACUCAUCGACUUCAUGCUGACCAUCGUCGCCGAUGGAGGACCCCGAAUAUUCGGGAUACUACGAGUGUUCCGACUCCUUCGAUCUCUGCGACCUCUGCGCGUCAUCAACAGAGCUCCUGGAUUGAAAUUGGUCGUGCAGACGCUCAUGUCCUCGUUGCGACCCAUCGGGAACAUUGUUCUCAUAUGCUGCACGUUUUUUAUCAUAUUCGGAAUUCUAGGUGUACAGUUAUUUAAAGGAUCAUUCUAUUACUGCGAAGGACCAGACGUGAAAGACGUCAAGAGUAAAGCAGAUUGCGGAGCCAAGCCGGGGUAUCAGUGGGUCAAUCGCAAAUAUAAUUUCGACAAUUUAGGACAAGCGCUCAUGGCGCUCUUUGUACUUUCAUCGAAGGACGGCUGGGUCGACAUAAUGUAUUCGGGGCUUGAUGCCGUCGGCGAAGACCUGCAGCCGAUCGAAAAUUUCAACGAAUGGCGUCUCCUGUAUUUUAUCUCGUUUCUCUUGUUGGUAGCGUUCUUUGUACUGAACAUGUUCGUCGGGGUCGUCGUCGAAAACUUUCACAGGUGUCGAGAAGAACAAGAACGCGAGGAGAGAGCGCAGCGUGCCGCCGAGCGCGCCCGCAAACUGGAGAAACGACGACGACUUCUUCGAGAGCCGCCAUAUUAUGCCAGCUAUUCGAAAACUCGGCUUUUCACACACAACAUGGUAACAUCGAAAUACUUCGACCUCGCGAUCGCGGCCGUCAUCGGCCUGAAUGUGGUCACCAUGGCUCUGGAGUUCUACCAGAUGCCCCUGGAGCUUGAAUACGCUCUGAAAAUCUUCAAUUAUUUCUUCACUGCCGUUUUCAUCUUGGAACUGGCGAUGAAAGUCAUCGCUCUAGGAGUUCCUAGAUACUUGAUGGAUAGGUGGAACCAGCUCGAUGUGGCUAUCGUGAUUCUUUCGAUUAUGGGCAUUGUUUUGGAGGAAAUGAAGAGUGGUUUCAUUCCUAUAAAUCCAACUAUAAUCCGAGUGAUGAGAGUUCUCCGGAUUGCGCGAGUCCUCAAACUUCUCAAGAUGGCGGACGGAAUGCGAGCUCUGCUGGACACCGUCAUGCAGGCCCUACCACAAGUUGGAAAUCUGGGGUUGCUAUUCUUCCUGCUGUUCUUCAUAUUUGCAGCAUUGGGUGUUGAACUUUUCGGUAGAUUGGAGUGUAAUGAUGAAUUCCCAUGCCAAGGGCUAGGCGAGCAUGCGCAUUUUCAUAAUUUUGGUAUGGCAUUCUUGACGCUAUUCCGCGUGGCUACGGGCGACAACUGGAAUGGAAUAAUGAAGGACACUUUGCGAGACAAAUGCGAUUCGAGCUCGGAUUGCGUGAGAAACUGCUGCGUCUCGCCGGUGAUCGCCCCGUUGUAUUUUGUCAUCUUCGUACUGAUGGCACAGUUUGUCCUUGUCAACGUGGUCGUCGCCGUGCUCAUGAAGCAUCUUGAAGAGUCCCAUAAGCAACAGGACGACGAUCUGGAAAUGGAGGCGGAAUUACUAGAAGAAGAGCUUGAGCGCCAAAUGGCAGCAGCAGCUGCCGCAGCUAGACACCAGCAACACGCAUUCCAGCAUAGGCCAAUAAUAAAGAUGUCAUCGUUACCUUCAAACUUCGUCUUCUACUUCACGUCAGAUCACAGCGCUACCGCCACGAGCAACAAUCUGAAUAACAGCAUCAACAAUAAUAACAACAUGAAUAACAACAAUAUUGCUAAUAAUAACAAUGCUAAUAGCAAUGUUCAUACCACCCAAGCUCAAAUAAAUACGAACUCAACAAAUGAAUCCACCCGAUAUCUCGACCGAUUCAACCUGUCGAGCAAUGUUGAAAAAGCAGAUCCAGCAAACCCCAGUCCGGGAUCUUCGCCCGAAGAUCCAUACGACAACAUUCCUAGUCCCGGUCCUGAUGAAGAUUCUCAGCAGCUGUUCGACGACGACGAUGACACAAACAUGAUCGUCUCCGCAAGGGAUGACCAGGCUAUCGUCGCGUCUUUCGCUGAUCUGUCCGCCUGUGGCGAGGAGUCCUGGACCGAUUUGUUUAACAGUGACGCUAGCUGUUGGUCUUCCACUAGGUGA